This is a messenger RNA of Ustilaginoidea virens, 1431 nucleotides long. RefSeq lists its product as uncharacterized. NCBI's taxonomy places the organism in Eukaryota, Fungi, Ascomycota, Sordariomycetes, Hypocreales, Clavicipitaceae. The transcript has 2 exons. Gene Ontology annotation, molecular function: FAD binding; proline dehydrogenase activity. The coding region runs from base 1 to 1431 and encodes 476 amino acids. Gene Ontology annotation, cellular component: mitochondrion. The record is from RefSeq and is a predicted model, not a curated record.
AUGGCUGGAAACAGCCACGGCGGUGUUGCUACAUCGGGCGAGGGUGGUUAUGCCGUCAUGACCGUCAUGACCCAGCGUCGCGGCAUCCAUUCUUCGGGACGCAAGUCGUCGACUGCUGCGGGACUCCCCGGUGCCGUUCCUCCGCCUGCCAAUUUGGAACCCAGCCGCGCACCGCUCUCUGUCUUGCCUCUGAGCAUGAUCCUCCGCUCCUUGGGAACGACCGUCGUAUCUUCAUCUCCACUGCUGCUGCCACCUUCCCUGGGACUCAUGCAACUCUUGGCCAACAGUACCAACCCCAUCUUCAACCCAGACAAAAACCCUCUCCUUCGCUUCUUUCUCAAAAAGUCCUUCUAUGCCCAGUUUUGUGCCGGCGAAAACCCCGCCGAAGUCAAGGCUACCAUUGGUAGACUGAAGGAUAUUGGUUUCACCGGGGUCAUCUUGGGAUACGCUCGUGAGGUUGUCUUGACGCAGAAGGAAGGUCAGGGGGUUGAUUUGCCCAGCAUGACUGAGCAGGAGGUACAAAGAGCCAUCGAUACCGAAAUCGUUCCUUGGACCAAAGGCACUCUCGAAACCGUUCGACUGGCACAACCCGGAGACUUUGUUGCACUAAAAUUCACCGGUGCUGGUAGUAUAGCUCUGUACCAGCUCAGGAACCGGCUUCCUGCACACCCGUAUCUCAGCGAAUCGAUCUACUCCAUCUGCCAACUGGCCCAUGAACGUGGCGUCCGUCUUCUAUUUGAUGCCGAACAGAAUGCCCUUCAGGAUGGAAUUGACGACUGGACGAUGGAGUUUGCCACCAAGUACAACUCUUCACCUGAUUCUGCCACCGUAUAUGGAACCUACCAAGCAUACAAGAAAAACAUCCCAUCCGUGUUGAGUCGCCACCUUGCUCAGGCUCAAGAGGGCCGCUUCACCCUUGGGGUCAAACUUGUCCGUGGGGCCUAUCUCGGAUCCGAUCCUCGCGAAUGUUUUCACGACACAAAAGCCGAUACGGAUGCCUGCUAUGACAGUAUUGCUGCCAGUGUCUUGACUCGCCAGUGGAACGGUACACUUUCCGGCAAUGGCGAGUAUCCUUCAGCGCAUCUAGUCCUUGCUACCCACAACGCCGAGUCCGUUCAGAAGGCUCGCGCCAUCUGCGAUGCCGGUGGCGCCAAAUCAGAAAUCGCUUUCGCUCAGCUCCAGGGCAUGGCCGACGAGAUUAGUUGCGAGCUUGUCGAAGCUAGCAACUCUGCCCGCGUUGACGCUGCCUCGACAGCACCUAAGCUGCCUGUGUACAAGUAUCUCGUAUGGGGUACCACGGGCGAGUGCAUGAAGUACCUGCUGCGACGCGCUCAAGAAAACAAGGACGCUGUUCAACGCACCAGGAGUGGUCGGGAUGCUAUGUUGGCUGAAGUUGUCCGGCGUAUUAAAAACGCCCUUCGUCUUGCGUAG